GUGAAAGGAAGUCUCGCGAUGUGAUUUUUGCCUAGCGACUGACAACAGACGGGCUGCUCCAACUGGAAGCCCCAGAGUGACCUGGCCGGCCUGUAAUUGGAGUGAGACCCCAGUCCUAGGCUGGGGUUCUUUCCAUAUAGAGGAGACGGAUUCAGAGGGGCUACAGACCAAGAUUGUUGAAAACCAGACGUAUGAUGAGCGUCUAGACAUUAACGACUCUGAAGAGGUUGCAAGUAUUUAUACUCCCUCCUUAGGGCAGCAAGGACCUCCUCAUUCUGCCCAUCUUCCUAACAAGACUAUGGCCGAUAACAGCAGUGACGAGUAUGAAGAGGAAAAUAACAAGGAGAAGAAGAAGACUUCACAGUUGACAGCUCAGCGAGGCUUUAGUGAAAAUGAUGAUGAUGAUGAUGAUGACGACGAUGACUCAUCUGAAACUGAUUCGGAUUCUGAUGAUGAUGAUGAAGAGCAUGGAGCCCCUCUGGAAGGGGCCUAUGAUCCUGCAGAUUAUGAGCACUUGCCAGUUUCUGCGGAGAUUAAGGAGCUCUUCCAGUACAUCAGUAGGUACACACCUCAGUUGAUUGACCUGGACCACAAACUGAAACCUUUCAUUCCUGAUUUUAUCCCAGCUGUUGGGGAUAUUGAUGCAUUCUUAAAGAUAGUAUUUAUACAGCAUGAUUUACAAGCAUACUCUUUUAAUACUACUGGUAAUGAGCCAGAACUGUCCUUCCUCUUCACCUUAUUUGAACUAGUCCCACGUCCUGAUGGAAAGCCUGACAACCUUGGCCUGUUGGUAUUGGACGAGCCUUCUACAAAGCAGUCGGACCCUACAGUGCUCUCGCUUUGGUUAACAGAGAAUUCCAAACAGCACAACAUCUCGCAACAUAUGAAAGUAAAGAGCCUGGAAGAUGCAGAAAAAAAUCCCAAAGCCAUUGACACAUGGAUUGAGAGCAUCUCUGAGUUACACCGUUCUAAACCCCCUGCGACUGUGCACUAUACCAGGCCUAUGCCCGAUAUUGAUACACUGAUGCAGGAAUGGUCCCCAGAGUUUGAAGAGCUUUUGGGCAAGGUGAGCCUGCCCACUGCAGAGAUUGGUUGUAGCCUGCCAGAGUACAUUGACAUGAUCUGUGCCAUCCUAGACAUCCCUAUCUACAAGAGUCGGAUUCAGUCCCUCCACCUCCUCUUUUCCCUCUACUCUGAAUUCAAGAAUUCACAGGAAAUCUGUUGCACAAGUGUUGAAGGGAGAAAGAGCAGAAGAGAGAAUGGAGGUGGUAUGCACUGCUGGUCCUGGACACAGAAGAGGUGCUGCUGUGGCCAGGUCUUGAAUGGCUGGAGGCCACAGUCCCUUACCCCACGACAACAGCUGCACACAACUGCUACUUCCUUUCUCCCAGCUUCUCAUCUUCCAGUGCCUCCCACUGGCAGAAACCAACAGCUGGCAAGGGAAUCUGGAAAAUAGUUUUUAGGCUUCCCAGCUCAGCUGUACAGAGUAUAGAAAGGAGGGUGUGGGACUGAGAGAGAACAGAUAAACAACCAGCAGCAGUAGAACCUACAGAAGUGGGUGUUAGGGAUGGAGGGAAGGGAAGAAUGCAAGGAUGACUCCUAGGCUUUUUGGCUUGAGCAAGCAACUGGAAUGGACAGUGGAGCGAAGUACUGAUACGGGGGGGAAGUAGGGCAUGAAUUGUUCGGAGGAGAAAAUUACAUUCAAAUGCUAUACUGUUAGCCUAACAUAUACACAAUAAACACGUAGACAGCAGGGGAAGGGGUUUUCUUACAAAGUAUUAAACCAGCUGUGAUGUUCCCGUCAUGCCUGAAUUUGAGAAGCAGGAACAUCUACAUCCCUGAGCUCAGGCCUCACUUUGACACCAUACCAAGCCCAGGGCUCCACUCAGAUGGGUACCAUUAAUGCUCACAUUUAACUCACUGUGAAAGGAGGGAGGCAAAAUGUGAUGGGAACCCAAAGGUUGCAUUAGGUUUUGCAGGGAACAAUCAGGUUGCCUUCUUGGCUAGAGCUGAGACUUGGCACUAAGGCUGCAUGCCUAAGUUAAUGGUUAAGGCACUGCCUCUCCUGACGCAGCACACCCACCCCAGCUGUCAGUGGUCAUCUUUGGAGACAGCUUUCAUCAUGGGCUCUUCGUUCCUUUUCAGCAAUUCAUAGUUACUCCCUCUUGGCCGUUUGCUUGGUGGCCCUAGGAAAAGUCAGUUAAGUUCUGUGACACAAUCCAGCUAUGAAACAGUUAGAAAGCGCUAAUUUACCUUGUAGGUUUUCCUGUGGAUAAAGAUACCUGAAAUGAUGAAGUGCCACAGUAUUUAAGAUAUGAUAAUUAUGUUACUGGAGCCCCGGUGGCGCAGUGGUUAAGAGGCUGGCUGCUGACCAGAGGCUGGCAGUUUGGAUCCACCUUGGAAACCCCGUGGGCCGUUAUGUUCUGUCCAGCAGGGUUGCUAUGAGUCGGAGUUGACACGAUGGCAACAAAUUUUGGUUUUAAUUAUGUUACUAAGAAUAAAUUUCCAACUUGGCCUUUCAGAUUUUCCAUUCGGCUACUUACAUUCUACCCUGAAAGUCUCAUUUUUCAUCAUUUUCCAGUGUGAACUGUGCUCCUGCAAAACUGAUCUGUUUUCUGGGCCGCACGUGACUCAUGAGUUUCCUCUUUGAACUAAGCCUUUAUGCAGGCUGUUUUCCUGGCUUGAAGUGUCCCUCACCUGCUCUGUGAUCCUUGCCUCGCUACACUUCCACAUAAACAAAAAUCGAACACUUGUGUUUACAUCUUCACUCCCUCCUUGAAGCUCACUAAAAGAACACUAUAGGAAUUAAAAAAACAAACCACAAGGACAGAUAAUAGGAAAAGAGAUAACAGUAGACCAGAUAGCAACAAAAUUUUGGAAGAUGGACAAGUGGUAAUGGAUUUAGUGGAGCUGGGUGGGUGGGGACCAUGGGGAAGGGGACCAGGGAAGCCAGUAAGAAGCAAGUCAUUUCAUGCUGUAGAGCCCUGGAAAGGGUCAGGAAUUGAAAGUGCCGGAUACUUCUGAUAGCAAGUGUGUCCGAUGGGACUGAAAGCAGGAGAAUUGACUGGAGGUUUGCGUAGGGAGUGGAUAUCCAGAACCGCUCCCAUCCCGCACCCACCCACCCCUCACUCCUGCAGAAGAUAGCCUUUCAACCAAGGGGGCUCUGCAUGUGGGUAGUCCUAGAAGUCAGGGGCCAUAUUUAUAGGGUUAAAUAAAGACUGAGCGGUGAGACUCUUGGCCCCCUGCCAAGCUUAAACUUUCAGGGUGGAAUAGUCCUCUCCUAGGAAACUGAUCAGCCAAAGAGAGAAGACCCAUAGAUACUGACAGGAAUUCUUCAGGCUAACGUCCGGGUCUCUGCCUGUCUGUGUACUUCCAAUCAGCUUUCUGUUGUCUCGUUCCGUAUGUGUGUGUGUGUAUGUGUGUCUUAUCCUUAAAUAUGAAUGUGGAAAGAUCACCAGAUAUUUGAAGGAAUGUGGAGACUAAAACCAACAGAACAAAGGAACUCAGAGAAACAAAACGGGCAAAAUAAAACUUGGGGGAAAAAUAAGUCUAUGUGUAGAGCAGUAUUUCUCAAACUUGGCUGCACAUUAGAAUCACCUGGAGAUCUUUUAAAAAUUUUCCUCACCAGACCACGUUGCAGACUAAUCAGCCUCUGGAGGUAGGAUACAGGAAUCAGUCAUUUUAAUUAAUUUUUUAAAUUGUGCUUUAGGUGAAAGUUUACGGAGCAAAUUAGUUUCUCAUUAAACAGUUAAUAUACAAGUUGCUUUGUGACAUAUUGGUUGCCAACCUCAUGAUGUGGCAACACUCUCCCCUUCUCCACUCGGGGUUCCCUGUUUCCAUUUGUCCAGUUUUCCUGUCCCUUCCUGCUGUCUCGUCUUUGCUUUGGGGCUGGUGUGCCCAUUAGUCUUGUAUACAUGAUUGAACUACAAAGCACAUCCCUCAUGUGUGUUACUACUGGCCCUAAAGACCUGUCUGAUCUUUGACUGAAGGGUGAGCCUUGGAAGUGACUUCAGUAGUGAGUUAAAAGGGUGUCCGGAGGCCAUGCUCUUGGGGUUUCUCCAGUCUGUCAGACCAGCAAGCCUGGUUUUUUUUUUUUUUUUGGUGAAUUUGAAUUUUGUUCCAUAUUCUUCUCCUUCUCUGUCUGGGACCCUCUAUUGUGAUCCCUGCCAGAGCAGUUGGUGGUGGUAACCGGGUACCAUCUAGUUGUUUGGGGCUCAGUGUGGUGGAAGUUGUGGUCCAUUAGUCAUUUAGACUAAUCUUUCCCUUGUGUCUUUGGUUUUCUUCAUUCUCCUUUGCUCCAACCAGGGUGGGACCAGUAGAUGUAUCUUAAAUGGCCGCUCGCAAAUUUUUAAGACCCCGGAAGCAACUCACCGUAGUCAGAUGUAGAACAUUUUCUUUAUAGGGAUGGGUAAUUUUGUGUGUGUGUGUGUGUGUGUGUGUGUGUGUGUUUUAGGUGAAAGUUUAUAGGUCAAGUUAGUUUCUCAUAAAAAGUUUAUACACACAUUGUUAUGUGACCCUAGUUGCUAUCCCUAUAAUGUGACCUCACAUUCCUCCUUUCUACCUGGAUUUCCUGUGUUUAUUCAACCAGCUCCUGUCUCUUUCUGCCUUCUCAUCUUGCCUCCAGACAGAAGCUGUCUGUUUAGUCUCGUGUAUCUACUUGAACUAAGAAGCAUACUUUUCAGUAGUAUUAUUUUACGUUUUAUAGUCCAGUCUAUUCUUUGUCUGAAGACUUGGCUUCGGGAAUGGUUUUAGUUCUGGGUUAACAGAGAGUCCAUGUCUUCCGGGGUUCCUUCAGUCUCAGUCAGACCAUUAAGUCUGGUCUUUUCACUAGAAUUUGAGUUCUGCACCCCACUUUUCUCUUGCUCCGUCAGGUACUCUGUUGUGUUCCCUGUCAGGGCAGUCAUUGGUGGUAGCCAGGCACCACCUACUUCUUCCAGUCUCAGGCUGAUGGAGUCUCUGGUUUAUGUGGCCUGUUUUGUCUCUUGGGCUAAUAUUUUCCUUGUGUCUUUGGUGUUCUUCAUUCCCCUUUGCUCCAGGUGGGUUGGGACCAAUUGAUACAUCUUAGAUGGCCGCUCACUAGCUUUUAAGACCCUAGACACCACUCACCAAAAUGGGAUGCAGAACUUUUUCUUAAUAAACUUUGUUAUGCCAAUUGACCUAGGUGUUCCUUGAAACCAUGGUCCCCAGACCCGCACCCCUGCUACACUAUCUCUUGGAGUGUUUGGUUGUGUUCAGGAAACUUCUUAGCUUUUGGGUUAGUCCAGUGGUGCUGACAUCCCUUGUAUUGUGUGUUGUCCUUCCCUUCACCUAAGAUAAUUCUUAUCUACUAUUUUAUCUAGUUAGUGAAUCCCCCUCCCCCUCCCUUCCCACCCUCAUAACCAUCAAAGAAUGUUUUCUUCUAUGCUUAAACCUUUUCUCGAGUUCUUAUAAUAGUGGUCUCAUACCAUAUUUGUCCUUUUGUGGCUGACUAAUUUCACUCAACAUAAUGCCUUCCAGAUUCAUCCACGUUAUGAGAUGUUUUGAGGAUUCAUUGUUGUUCUUUAUCGUUGCGUAGUAUUCCAUCAUGUGAAUAUACCAUAAUUCGUUUAUCCAUUCAUCCGUUGAUGGGCACUUAGGUUAUUUACAUCUUUUUGCUAUUGUGAACAGUGCUGCAGUGAACAUGGGUGUACAUACAUCUGUUUGUGUGAUGGCUCAUUUCUCUAGGAUAUAUUCCAAGGAGUAGGAUUGCUGGAUCGUAUGGUACUUCUAUUUCUAGCUUUUUAAGGAAGCACCAAAUCAAUUUCCAAAGUGGUUGUACCAUUUUACAUUCUCACCAGCAGUGUGUAACUGUUCCAGCCUCUCCACAACCUCUCCAACAUUUAUUAUUUUUUGUUUUUUGGAUUAAUGCUAGCCUGUUGCGGUGAGAUGGUAUCUCAUUGUAGUUUUGAUUUGCGUUUCCCUAAUGGCUAAUGAUUGUGAGCAUUUUCUUAUGUAUCUGGUAGCAGUCUGAAUGUCUUCUUUGGUGAAGUGCCUGUUCAUGACCUUUGCCCUGUUUUUAAUUGGGUUAUUUAUUUUUUUGUGAUUGAAAUUUUGUAGUAUCUUGUAGAUUUUAGAGAUUAGACCCUGAUCGGAUAUGUUGUAGCCAAAAAAAUUCUUUUUCCCAGUCUGUUUAUACUUUUGGUGAAGUCUUUGGAUGAGGGUAAGUCUUCGAUUUUUAGGAGCUCCCAUUAUCUAGUUUCUCUUCUGGUGUUUGUUGUCCCUGUUUUUUCUUCCAUGAUCUUUAUUAUUUUAGAUUUUAUAUUUAGGUUUUUGAUCCAUUUUGAGUUAGUUUUUGUACGUGGUGUGAGGUGUGGGUCUUGUUUCAUUUUUUUGCAGAUGGAUAUCGUUAUGCCGGCAUCAUUUGUUAAAGAAGCUCCUUUCCCCCAUUUAACGGACUUUGGGCCUUUGUCAAAUAUCAGCUGCUCUUAGGUGGAUGGAUUUACAUCUAGAUUCUCAAUUCUGUUCCAUUGGCCUAUGUAUCCGUUGUUGUACCAGUACCAGGCUGUCUUGACUACCGUGGCAGUAUGAUAGAUUCUAAAGUCAGGUAGUGUGAGGCCUCCCACUUGGUCCUGGUUUCACUUCAUCAGCCAUGACUGAACGGAUUGAUACCAAUUCAAAGCCCUGCCGCAAAGUUUACCCCUGGCCUUUGGUCAUGGGUUCUUUCACAUGCGUAACAUUUGCAAGUUUACUUCCCUCCCCCUGUGCAUUUGACCAUCGACAGUAUAAUCUCAGUCCAAGCAGUCACUAACAAUUAGUCCAAUCCACCAUAUGGCGAAAAUUUCUCCCAGGCCCAGGUCACUCUGGUUUGCUUCAGAUUUCCAUCAGACCCUGUCUGGUUCCACAGGCAGGUGUUUUCAGGGCUUCUCCCUUUCAGGCAUUGGCUGUAAUUGAGCUAAGAGUCAACGUGAUUCUUUUGCUCCAAAUCUCUGGAGAUAAUAACAUGAUCUUGGAUUUUCCCUGCUGCAUUACCCACAAGGCACAUUAGGCUUGGCCACUGUACCGGUCUAGAUUGCCAGCAGUAAUAUUAGUCCGGCAUAUAUCUCUCCCUCAGUCCACUCACUGACAAUUACAGCUCCUUAGGAAGCAUCCCUGCUUCCAUCACUCACAGCUAUAGACAUGCCAACGUCCUCUCCUACCCUCUCUUCCCCUGAUCCACCAGAAAAAGAUGAAUCUAUCCAGUGGGGAUUCUCCUUUGUCCCCUCUCAUGUUGAGUGUGAGCACACACUCGUGAAGGCGUGUAAGCCAGCCCUUCAUGCCUUUAACUCCCUGUUUUAGAUAACUAAUAUUUUAAUUGCCUGUUAUUACUCGGUGGAUAAAAGUAUGUUCUGUGGUCUGAAGAAGUACAACUUACCAGUCCCAAAUUGAUGCAGUCUUCUGUUCCAAUUCUUUUAUAGCAUUCAGAUCAUUUGAAUCUACCACUGGUUCAGCAAAGGCCAGUCCAGAGUAAAUGUAGUCUUCCAGGACUACCAGCACCAGUCUGACUGGCCACUAUGUGCAGGCCCUUCCACCCACGGGGAAUCUGCCCCAUAACUGUCUGCAGACUCUUGGCAGACAGGACAGUUCCUUUUGGCAUUUUGUACCUCAAAGGGUGCAAGAGGAAGAUGUCUAAAUUAAGCCCAUCUCUGCAUUGCUGCAUCUCUCCCAUUUCCGUUCUUUUCAUGGAGGACCUAGGUGGUCACCUCAAGCGAGCAUACCAGGCUAUCUACUUACCAGCUCCAAUUAACCUACAGUCCUGGAAAGAGGUUCUUCUGGUGGGCACGGAUAUUAAAGGGUCCUACUUUAAGGCACCCUUCAGAUUUCACACAGGCAUCUCUUUAAUAGGCCAGGUUUCCAUUGCCCUUUUGCCUGACCCUGUAGCUCAGCUGUUGGUCAUUGCCCGUGAGUCAGUCAGAACUCAUACAUGGGGGCAAACUGCAUGCAGUUCAGUCCACCAAGCUGACUUGUUUUACCUUCUUGACUCAGAGUCUUACCCUCUUCUGGUAAUUGUCUCUCGAAGGAAAAUCUCCUCGUCCAAAAUCACAGCAACUGUGGCUGGGCGAUGCUCACAGCCUUGUGGCGUAAGCCCCAAUUUAUUAUAACAAGCCACGUGGGCUUGGGCAAUCUUAGUGGUUCCCAUUUAGCAUAUCCAAUUAGUAUUAACUGAAGGGUGGACUUACAUUCCUGCUGUUGUGCAAAAUGCUUCCCAUUUAAACACAAUAUCCGUUUCCAUAAUACAUUCAGAAAAAGGAAAUACAACCACUUUACGUGAAGCCUGUUUAAAUAUUCCAUUUUUCAUCCAGUGUUCUCUCCCCCACCAACAAUUUUACUUAAACAUAUGCAUAUGGCCUUCUAUGCCUGGCUAGGGGUCCAAUCAGGAAGAUUCUGACCCUUUGUAAAUCAUCUUCAUUAACUUGUGGGACCUUUGCCCGAAUAAUUCUAGGUGGGACUUUUCACUGUAGUCUUCUCUUAAUAGCCUUCUGAAGAUUUCCACUCUACUGGGACGAGUCCCUUGACUCUCCCCUCUGCCUUUUCUCACUGUUUUCUUGGGAGUGAGCCUGGACCUCACUUUCUGUUCUUUCUGUAUAAUAUUUCCUUUGGAAAUGGCUCUGAGGCUCUUGGCUGUAUCUCGGGUUUGCCAGAAUCUAAGCUGAACUCAUCUCUUACUUUCAUUUUAGUUAUUACCAAUAAUAACCAAACCCACCCCCCCCAAAAAAAAUCAAACUCUUUGCCGUUGAGUCAAUUCUGACUCAUAGCGACCCUAUAGGACAGAGUAGAACUGCUCCAUAGGGUUUCCAACGAGCGGCUGGUGGAUUCAAACUGCCGACCUUUUGGUUAGCAGCCGAAUGUUUAACCACUGUGCCACCAGGGCUCCAAAUAACGAUCAAGGUGUUGUAUAUUUUGUUUUUUCCUUGUUACUUUCCAUUUCCUUGUGCAUAUAGUGAGCCAUCACCUUUAAGCUCCGUUGGUAACUUCAGCUUUCCGUCAUAUGUUGCAGUGCGGCCGCAGGUUACAAAGGCUUCCUGGCCCCCACCUGUUCAUUCCCUUGCUUCCAAAAUCCCAUGUCUGUGAAUCAGAGUCAUUGCAGCACAUUCCAUCCUCAUCAACCAUUGUCCCUGGUGGUGCACAGAGUUUGUGUGUGGCUGGUAACCAGGAGAUUGGUGGUUCAAAGUCACCCAGCAGCAUCACAGAAGGCCUGGCUAUCUGCUUCUAUAAAGAUUACAGCCACAAAUACCCUGUGGAGCAGUAAUGCUCUGAAACACAUGGGUCAUCAUGAGUUAACAUCAGCUCAGCAGCAGAAAAGAGCAAUAAGGCCCAGUCUCCCCAUUGCCCCUGAUUAUGUGGUAAGAUCAGCAUGAAUCCAUUCCCCAAAAUAUGGAGAGUGACCCAGUUCUCACCUUCCUAUUUCUCUAUCCUUGUCACCAGCUAUCCACAUGGAGCUCUCUAUUUGACCCUAGGCACCCAGAGCUGGGUAGAGCUCACAAGUUAGAAGGGCGCCAUUCUUCAGACCAGCCGCCCGUGUAGCCCUCCCCUGACCCACCUGAAGCUGGAUCAGGCCUUACACAUUGAAGAGGACGCUGUCCUUGGGUUCGAUAAUUUGCUGAAACAACUUACAGAAUUUCAUGCAAAGUAUAGUAUACUUAAAAUUAUAGAUUUAUUACAGCAAAAAGGGUACACAUGAAGUGACAUAUAGGGCAAGGUCUCGGAGGGCUCCUGACCUGGAGUAUCCAUGUCCCAAGGGAUACACACUGUCCUGAGAGACGAUGUCCUCAUCAGCCAGGAAGCUCAUCUGCGCCUCCCUGUUCAGGGCUCUUAUCAGCCUCCCCAGGUGGCCAUAACAGAUUACAUCAUGCCUUCUGAGGCUAGACAACAUUGGGCCCCCAGGUGGUCCCUCUUGGUCUAGUCAGCCCUCACUUGUUAGCCUCAGGUAUGAUCUGGCUGGAACAAACUGAGAACAAAGACCAAAUUGCUUUCUGCAAGCUGAUUCCACACCUUGCGAGUGUCUUUCUUUUUCUGCCCUGUAUGCUGCCUCCAAUCUGUUGAGAAAUGAAUUUUCACCAGACCCUCUCUUCCACGUCAGGAACAGGCGAAGACUCAGGUAGAAUACAGGGAGUAUCACACAGCCUGACCUUUGCAUGGUUCUGAGUUCUGACCUGUAUGAUUGCUAACAGCACUUGACAUCGCUAAACCUCUGUUUUCUCAUCUCUAGAAUGAGGAUGUUUUGUGAGUAUGUAUGGGAUAAUACUCUUAAUACAGGGAGGCACUGUAAUUACCCAGCUAAUAAAAUGACUUGAACAUAGUAAUAUAUUCAAUUAUUGCCCCACCUCAAAUUCUACUUUUAAAGUCAAGAACAUUUUUGCCCUCAAGGAAAUCAUGACCCACUUCUUCCCAAAAGUCACUGAGGGCUUGGGAGUGCCCUGUGUGUGUUCCAACACUGUACGCCCCUGGUUGUUUAUGGUGCCGCAGUUGGCUGUAUGUCCCUCCUUUGCCUCACCUCCUGUGUGAAAAUGAGUCGUCCCUGACCAUGGAAAAGAGUUCCUCAGUGAGGACAUACAGAGAAUUCACAACUGAGACCAUAGUGGAGCUGCUGGUGCUUGCCUUCCAGAAGAACAAUGUCUCCCAUAUCUCCACCUUCUGUGCACCCACCGAUCCUUCAGCACCACAGAACCAAGCUUUGACCUAUUAUUCCCACAGUAAGUACCCGCCCCUUUACAGCACAGUGCCACCUACUAGCUGUGUGUCACUUCACCUCUCUGAAUCUUUGUUCCUCUGAAGUGUAGGUAGGCGAGAGGACCCAUCUCAUAGGGUUAUUGUAAGAACUCGAUGGGAUAGGCCAUGGGAAGUGCUUACUCAGUGCCUACGCCUGUAGAAACAGCUGCUGCGGGGGCUGUGGUGGUUCGUAUUUAUUAUGUUCUACUCCUCCAGGAGUAAGAUCACUGCCUCACCCCUCACUGAUCCCAUGGCCUUGCCAAACACUUUUUCCCCAUUUAUAAAAGAGGUUUGAAAUCCCAUGUUGAGGUCCCUGCCACCAGAGCCGGGAUUUCUGAGGGCUAGAGAGGGACAGCCCACACACUCAGAUCUGUGGGAAGGCACUGACAGCGGCUCAUUAAUUCCUUUAAUAUAUGGUAAGCACCUAACAUGUGCAGGCGCUUUUCUUGGCCUUUAGCAUCAUUCCAUGAACAAAGCAGACACAGAUCCCUGCCCUCCUGGCCUUUCAUUCAAAUUGUGGAUCAGACAGUAACAGUAGGCAGGGCUUGGGCUGGACAGGCUGGACCUCAGUUUCCCAGGGCCCUUUCAGCCAGGACAGAGGGUGAGCGGGUAGAGGAGGAAGCAGAGGGACAGUCUGACUCUGCCGUGAUGCACCUACUUCCUGCCUCAGUGUCUCCAGGCCCUUCAGUCCCCCGGGCAGGCCCUGCAGGAGGCAUCAGAGCAAGAGUGUGUACAGCGGGGAGGGGAGCUGCUCAGUGGCUCCAGCACCUCCAGGCCCUCCAUGCCCAACAUCCAGUGCCUAUCAGCCCUUGCUUGUUCGAGUUGGGGGUGGCACCAGGGCGUCAGGGUUCACAGGAGCACAGAGCAGGUGGCAGCGUUUUCGGGGGCUGUGGGGGGCCAGAUGAGCAAGCGGAAGCUUUGGCGCAUUAUGUGAGCUCCUGUGUAGCAAGUUGGAGUCAGAUCUGUGCAGUGCGCAGGCCUGCAUAGAGCCCCGUGUGCGCACAUGGCCUUGGACAGGAGGCGUGGCACCUCCAUGAAGUGUCCCCCAGCGUCCACCUGUGUUAGGGAGGCCUGUCCACCAGUGGUCACUGCAAACUGCCCCCCCAGUCCAGUGUGGAGGGAGGCUGACACCAGGUCCUCACUGUGGGUGCACUUACACUGCUCCACCCCCACCUCCUCACUGUGCAGUGGGGGAAAUGAGGCCCAGAGAGAAGGCCCACAGCACACGAGGUGGGCAGAGUGCAGAGAAUCAGGAAGGGUUUUAGCCUCCUAGUCCAGACCUCAACUUCUCCUGGGAUUGCCUUUGGGAAUGAGAGCCCCUAAGGUGUGGGGGUCUGCUGCCUCACCCCUUGCCACAUUGGGACAUUUUCCUCUCAACAUCCCUACACGCUCAUAGGCACGAACACGAAACUCACAGGUGAGGACCAUGGAGAUGGGGUCAGAGGAGGAGCAGAUAAGGAGUAGGAAGUAGGAGGUGGGAAGAAUCUCUGCCACGGACAGUGGCAUGCAGUCUCCUAGCAAUGGGUCCAGGGGACCAUAGCAUGGAGAUGGGGGAAAGGCUAGGCUGAUGGGCAGGAGAGCCCAGAGGUCCCCAUGGGUCUGCCUGGGCUGGAGCACCAGCCUGAUGCUCUGAGAACCUGGAGCUAGGGUAAGCCUCUGCUAGUGUGAAGGGGGCAACAGGAAAGAAGGCCUCGGUUUUCUCCUCUAUAACUGGGUUCUGGAAUGGGUAACCCCAUGGGUUCCGCAGACUCAAAGAGGUGUCUGCUGGCCUUGGUUCUCCAUCGAUCACCAACGUCACUCCGUGGACCUUGGAAAAUGCUUUCUAGUCCUUGGAGGUCCAUCUGAGCAGAGAGAGCUUUGGGGCUGGGGGACAUGGGACUUGGGGUAGGACAGAGCAUGAGAGCACUGUGCCAUGAGUCCAGGUUCCAGGGCCAAGACCAAUCCUUGCUGGAACCUCAGGGUCUUCCUUUGGAUGUGGGGUCGGGGUCAUUGCCAUGGCUGUGGUGAGGAUGUGUCCUAUGUGAACUGGACACCCAGGGCCAACUGAGGGAAAGAGGAUGGCAAGGGAGAUUUCAAAGACCCCCACCCCGACCUUGGCAUCUGUAAGUCCUAUCCCUUUCUUUGCCCUGCUAAGGCCAAGGAGAGAAGCUGUCCUGAUGACACCUGAACAAGGUGUGUGUUUUGUGGUUUCUUGGCCUGGGGUUGUGUUGCUAGCACUGGCCACCAGGGGGCGAAUAGCCUCUACUCUCAGUGGUGGUCAUGUGCUUUGCUGGAGCAACAGAAGCAGGGAAGAGUCAUUCAGAGGUCAUUCUGGCGGUCUCCCUGACUCAGAACCAACUUGCACCCCUUUUUUUUAAGAUCUGCCCUCCACAGUCUGAGCUGGUCAGAGAUCGUCUCAUUUAUUCACCAACUAUGGGUUGGGAUAUGCUCUGAAUACUCACACAUGUUAUGCACUGGGUACGGUUCUAGAAAUGACUGACAUGGUCCCAGCCCUGCAGGAGCUCACAGUCAGGGAGGCGAGAAGGAUAAAGCAUGUGAACACAUGUGAAAGUAAAGAGCAAGUGUGAUAGCAAGAAUACAGCAAGAGAGGGAGGCCCAGUGGGCUACUAGGUGGGAAGUUCUGAAGGGACUCGCUGAGGUGACAUUUAUGCAGCAACCAGAAUGGCAAGAGGGUGCUAGCAGUGCACAAGGCUAGGAACAUGGUGACAGGGAGAAGGCACAGCUGGAGCAGAGACUCAGAGGCACACAUGAGUUUGUCCAGAGAAGAGGGAUGAAAGGUGGCCAGAGUGAGCUUGGGAAGAGGACGUGGGGACAAGAGGAGGACCGGGCCAAACCCUGUGGCUUGGUAGCCUGUAUUAUCGGUUGUUCUGUGACAGUGUUUCCCCAAAACCUAGUGGCUCAAACAACAAACAUAAAAUAUCUCACAGUUUCUGCUGAUCAGGAAUUUGGGCAUGGCCUAGCUGGUACUUCUGACUCAAGGUCUCUCAGGAGGCUAGGGCUGUGGUUUCAACCGAACCGUGACUGGGGACGGACCCACUUCUAAGCUCCCUCACGUGCUCUUGGCAGGUUUUGGUUUCUUGUGAACUGUUGGAUUAAGGGCCUGAAGUCCUCUCUGACUGUUGGCCAGGGCCCUCCCGUAGCUCUUGGCUACAUGGGCUUCUCCACAGGGCAGUUCAUACUAUUGUGCUGCUCCCCAGAGUAAAGGGUAGGAGAGAACAAGGGAAAGAAAGUGUAAGAUGAAAAUCCCGUGUAUUUUGCCCUGUUCUAAUUUUUAGAAGGUAGUCACUGAGUCCACGCCACACUUAACAAGUCGGCAAUGCACAGGGAUGUGUGUAGGAGGUGGGAUCAUUGGAAGCCAAUGUGCAGCCUGAAAUGAGGCAGUUGGAUCUGACUCUAAAUAUGAUGGAAGCCACUAGAAGCUUUUAUGCCAGAGGGCAAUGGUAUCCAGUUUGUAUUUAAGUUCAUCCCCCUCAUGGUGCAGACAGGGAUAUGAGACCAAGAGCAGAAGCAGUUUUCCCAAUGUCACAGCCCAGAACCCAGCCCUGUUUUGAGUUCUACUCCAUACUGCUUCCCACCACUGCUGGAAUUUUUCUAACUCUUAAGCACGUGCGUUAGCUACACAUGACAGCAGACCGUGGGUUUUAUAGAUGUUACUUCACGAACACCUGAUGAUGUCUCUAGAAAGUAGAUGCUAGCAUAAUCCCCAUUGUGCAGAUGUGGGCACUGGGGAGUCUUGAGAGGCAUAAUAGUUGUCAAGAGUCACAUAAUUGGUAAGGAGUAGCCAGGGUUGAAGCCAGCUCUGUCUGUUCAAAGCUGGGGCACUGACUGCACCUAGGUGUCCUGGAAGGCUGUAGGAAUCAUGAUGUUGUCUUACCUGUCUACAGAUACAGAGAUGGCAUGAGAGAGGAGUGUGAAACUCAGAGGCCUAUUGGGGAGGUCUUAUUCAAGGAGUAGGCCUAGGUAAGGGGACAUAGGAAGUGACCAUACUUCCUUGGUGAUAAUUCCAUCAGAACUUGGAACUCUAGUAACAAGGCACCACAUUGUAGAGAAAAACUCCCUACCCAGCUCACUUGGGCAAAGAAGCUCAAGAAAGCAAGAUGUUUUCUUGCUGCGUAUCAACUUCCAGAGGCAAUAAAACCAAAAAACCCAAACCCGUUGCCAUUGAGUUGAUUCCAACUCAUAGCAACCCUAUAGGACAGAGUAGAACUACCCCACAGAGUUUCCCAGGAGUGCCUGGUGGAUUUGAACUCCCAACCUUUUGGUUAGCAGCUGUAGCAGUUAACCACUACACCACCAGCAUUUUCUCCAGAGGCAACAGGCUCAGGAAAUCAUAGAGUGAGAAUAUUUUUCAACGAUUUGGACAUUGCCCCCCGCCCCCGAUCCUAGAGCCCUCAGGCCAAUUGACAGAAAGAACCCAAAAGGUAACACAGAGUGGACCAGGGAAGAUCAGUUCAUGCCUAGCCACCGCUGUGAUGCACCUAGGCACACAGCCCUCAUGGGGUCCCAGUUAGGUGGGCAGGUAGGAAAUACCUACCUAGCUAAUAAGACAGGUAGUGGUCAGAACAAGACAGGGUCCACUGGGGAAAGAGCUCCAUGGGGGACAGAGAAUUCCUGAAGGAGAAAUCAUGUGAUUUGGGGAGAUUCAUGAGGAGAGUUGUGAUGAUGAAAAUGAUGACAAUGGUGUUAUGCUUUAGGGAUUCCCUGUGUGUACUCCACGCCCUACCCUCCUAGUUGUUCAUGGUGCUGCAUCACAAUCUAUGUCUCCUCUUCGUGCUA
Molecule: messenger RNA, 15480 nt
Organism: Loxodonta africana (African savanna elephant)
Lineage: Eukaryota; Metazoa; Chordata; Mammalia; Proboscidea; Elephantidae
Gene: IFT46
Product: intraflagellar transport 46
Exons: 13
Coding region: 299-1456 (385 amino acids)
Biological process (GO): intraciliary transport; cilium assembly
Cellular component (GO): intraciliary transport particle B; motile cilium; centrosome
Source: RefSeq, a predicted model, not a curated record